UCCAAUUGCAUUGCGUUGAUGAGUCUUGAACUCCACAUUGCGACACGACCGGCUAAGCUAUCUACAACCACUUACACCUAUAAUAAACAUCCUAGUUACACCGGCUCAGACAUUACUUGUCCACCUGACGUUAGAAGAAAAGGUUGCAAUAUUCCUCUACGAACCCGUCGAACUGACAUGUAUCCGAACCCAGCCCUUGAUCCAAUCAUGGCUGCCUGCUUUGCUAUUUUAUUGCCUGCUGAACCGCACAUCUCUAAUAAUCCAGCUGCUGAAGUGGAAGCCCUCUCGGAUCAUAUACAGGAUUCCAGAAGGCUGGCUUUUGUAGUAGGCAACGCUCAUGACAUAAUUUUGAGCCGAUUUACUACUCUUUCUUCUCUAGCAAUACGGCCGCCUCUGCGCAUCAUGGCUCCUAAAUCCAACCCUACUAUCCUUCCCGAACAGGAAGCAUCUUGCAACAUUGGUGAGUCUAUGCCACCUGGAUUACCGUCUUCCGUCCGUCGCGACCGGUUUCGCACCUUUCCCGUCCUUCCGAACUCUUGGAGCUAUGCCGAAUACUAUGAACAAUUUUUUACCGAAUGCACUGAUCACAAGAUCGUACUUUACUCUCAAAUCACCCCCAUGCUACACAUCCCACUGGCUGUCAACCUACUCGCAAAUCCUGCGUGCAACCAGAUCAGAGUACUGGCUUCAGGCCCCAGUCCCUUCGGUCAGAAUGGAAUAAGGCUUUGCGUCGGGUCAUUUGGUGCCCAGAUGAGCGAAGCUUGA
Protopolystoma xenopodis is the source of this 765-nucleotide messenger RNA. NCBI's taxonomy places the organism in Eukaryota, Metazoa, Platyhelminthes, Monogenea, Polystomatidea, Polystomatidae. The record is from the annotation of a GenBank genome assembly.